AUGCUCCAACCUAGUUCAGGCUUCCCACCACUUAAGGCCAAUUGCUCUCAGGUACGUCAACCUGCCUCCUUUGACUUCCAACCUAGACCUGGUUUCCCACCCUUUCAUUCUUAUAGCGGCCUACCCUCACCCACUAGCCCCUACUUUCCUUCUAGCCUCCCUCCUUCUCCCCUUCCUCCACUAUUUAACUACCAACAAGUAUAUCCAUGUUUUAACUCCCCUAGCAUUCCAAUGUUUGAAAACUCUAUCCCCACAUCCUUUAGGUCUCAUACUCAGCCUUCUCUUGUUGACUCCCCGUACGUCAAAAACUCUAGACUAACUGGUACUUAUUCUCCAAGUGUCAUUAAUUCACAGCUUACAUAUCCGCCUCCAAAUUUUUUUAAAUACCGUCGAAAAUAGCAUUGCCGUUCGAAACACAUUAGAUAUUACACUAUUGAAUGCCAGGCCAGUUAUAAACAAGAUGGCCCAAAUCAAAGCCAUUGCACUGGAAAUGACGCCUGAUACUAUAUGUGUAACAGAAUCUUGGACCCAUUCUCUAAUUCCUAACUCUGCCCUUCUCAUAGAUGACUUCGAUUUUUACCACCAAGACCACACGACUAGGCGUGGGGGUGGUUGUCUUCUUUAUCUUAAAUCCUACCUAAAGCACUCUCCCUAUUACUUGGAUGUUUCCUCAUCCACGGGAAACUUCUGCUUUGCAUCUGUUAUUCUCUCGCCGCAGAGAAAGGCAAUUAUUGGCUGUAUGUACAAUCCCCCUAAUUCUUUAGCCAGUGAUGAUUCACAACUCUGUGAAAUCUUUAAAUGAAUUUCGGAAGCUGCUUUCGAUGUUAAAAUAAUAACUGGGGAUUUUAACCUUCCUGAAAUAGACUGGGUUUCCAAUAGCUGCCCACCCAGAUUCCAGCCCUUUCAAGAUAUUGUCAAUUUUCCUAAUUGGUCCCAACUGGCGCGCUCUCCAACAAGAGAUAAUCACAUUUUAGAUUUAAUCUUUACCAAUGACAUUGAUCCUCUUUCUGUUGCUUUAAAAAGGACCUCUUUGACAGUGACCACGUAUUAAUUCCUUGUUGCCUACCGCUUGCCUUUUCAAAAAAUACAAGCGCCGUUCGGACUUACAUGAACUACGACUGCGUAGAUAACGACUUAAUAAAUAACUUUAUUAGAUCUUUGGAUUGGUGUGGCUUCCUCACUUGUAGCGAGGCAACCAUUCUUCGUGAUGUCAUGUCUAAUGUUUCCAAGGACAUUCUAGAGUAUGUGCCGCGUAGAUAUCUCAAGCCUAAUUCUUCAGAUUCCCUUGUUCCUCAUUUUCUUCAGAACAGACUAAAAAGGUUGAGGCGAAAGCUGCGUGACCCAUCCACUAGUUCCUUAUCAGUUCAUCUUAGAAUCACAGAGAUAUUUGAGAUGGCCUCAAGGAUGCGCCAAGCGCGCGACAGGCAAAGAGAAUCAAUUGCUCUCAGUGGUACGAACCCUGGUAAAUCCGUCGCUAACAUCUUCCGUCCUCGGUCCUCCUCUAAGCGUGCUCACGAACUUCCACCCCUGCUAAAUGAUAACAAAGUCUUCCUCACCGAUGACACUGACAAGGCGGAGUUGUUUAGUGCUUUCUUUGCAAAACACCUUACUACCGAGUCCGAUCCGGUCCCUUUCUUUCGAUCACUUUCAGGUAGGACACUUAGUGCCAUUGAUGUCUCCUCAGAUGUCAUUACGAAACACAUAAGCCGUUCGAAAUACUCAAACUGCUCAGGAACGGACGGGAUUCCGAAUUCGAUUAUUAAACAAGCGUCCGAUCUUCCCAUAUUGCUUAGUCAUUUAUUCUCGGUUUAUAUUUCAAAAGGAUUCUUUCCUGAAACAUGGAAAACGUCAAUUAUCAUUCCCGUCUUCAAGUCAGGAUCUCGGUCCGAUGUUAAUAACUAUCGGAGCGUGCACAAAACGCCAUCUCUAGCAAAGCUUCUUGAAAGGAUUAUUUUCAAUGAAAUUCUUGACUUCUGUCUAGUUAAUCGGCUUCUGAGCUCUUUUCAGCAUGGAUUUUUACCUGAACGAUCCUGCGAAACAUGCCACUUGGCUUUUCUUAAUCUAAUCACUUCUCUUCGUAAUGAGCGGCAGUCAGUGGUUGUUAUUUACUUUGAUCUUAGCAAAGCCUUUGACAAGGUGCCCCACAGACGUCUUUUAGUAAAAUUGGAAGCUCUCGGCAUCCGACCGCCUCUACUCGACUUCAUCAGGUCCUAUCUGUCCAACCGAUAUCAGAAAGUCAUGGUCGGGAAUAGCUACUCGACACCUCACUCGAUCACGAGUGGCGUACUUAAAGGCACGGUUCUGGGUCCGCUACUCUUCCUUCUGUCCAUCAAUGAUAUUUCGACUGAGCUCGGAAAUUCGCAAACUUUUACUUAUGCCGAUGACCUCAGGUGUGUUUACUCAUACUCUAAGGACACCGCAAAUAUUUGUGUUGAAAAAAUUAAUGCCGAUUUACUACGCUUAAGCAGAUGGGGUUCGACAUGGCAGAUGGAGUUUUCAUCAUCCAAGUGUAGUUUCAUGUCUUUUGGUCCUACCAAACUUCCUGGUCCCAUAAUUUUUCAGAAUAAACCACUCUCAGAAUGCCUCACCUUAAAGGACCUAGGUCUAAGUUAUACAAAUAAGCUUGCUUUAUCACCUCAUGCGGAUAGAAUCUCUGCCAAUGCCGCGCAUAUAUGUGGAUUCAUAUCGCAUAAUUUUUUCCCUUCCGGAAAUGAAGCUCAGACUUUAUCAAAUGUUUGUUCUUCCAGUCCUCGAAUACUGCUGUCCUUUCUUCGGUUUAAUGACGCCUGCGACCGUAAUAAAAUCGAAAAUUUUCCUUGGAGAACUCAGGUGCAAUAACACCGACCGACAGACGCAUGGCGAGACCCCAGGAUACGUCUUUGACCAGAUUCUAUGGCCUCCCUAAGGUGCACAAAGACGGCGCUCCUCUCCGACCCAUCGUGUCGCUCAAAGGGACUCCAACGUACGGACUGGCUAAGUGGCUGUUCCGGCGUCUCAAGUUCCUGAUCGCUGAGUCAGACACCACGGUCUCUUCGUCAGCACAAUUCUUGUAGAAAAUCAAAGGGGUAAGCAUCCAUCCAAAUGAGGUCAUGGUAACUUUUGAUGUUACAUCCCUUUUUACUUCUAUUCCCCAGGACCUGGCGAUCGAGACAAUUGAGCUGCUACUACAAAGCAAAGGUGAUGAAACGGAGAAACGUCUUGGACAAGCCCAAAUCCUUCAGCUCCUGAAGCUUUGUCUCAGGAUCUACUUCACUUUCAACGGGACAAUCUACGAACAGCUGAAGGGCACACCAAUGGGUUCGCCGAUGUCGGGAUUCAUCGCCAAGGCGGUCCUGCAACGGUUAGAAUCGCUGGUCUUUUAACACCACCGACCAAAAUUCUGGGCUCGGUAUGUGGAUGACACCUUCGUCGUCAUCGAACGGGAUCAGGUGUUGACAUUCCAAGAACAUCUCAACGCCGUCUUCCCGGACAUUCAAUUUACGAUGGAGGAGGAAGAGAACAAUCAGCUGGCCUUCCUGGAUGUCCUCGUCUGUCGCAAAGGUUGUGGUGGCCUAAAAACCAAAUUGUUCAGGAAAGCGACAAAUACGAUGCAAGUACUGAACUUCAACAGUAACCACCCAAUCAGCCACAAACGCAGUUGUGUAAGGACGCUCUAUCGGCGUGUCGAAACGCACUGCAGUGAGCCGGAAGACAAAAUUGCCGAAGUACAAUACCUCCGACGGGUCUUCAAAUCCAAUGGCUACCCGCGCAACUUCGUCGACCGGUGCAUACGCAAAAGGGACGAAAGGCCUAAUCGCAGGACACCAAAUCUUGGCGGGCACUUCCGUAAGUCAAGAACGUUUCGGAAGCUGUCGGCCGCCCUCUCGCACUACUUCGGGUUGGAGUGGCACACAGACCGGAGGCAACCAUCAGGCGUCUGGUCAUGAAACCGAAAGACCCACUGCCACGGCUAGAAACGUCUGGAGUCGUUUAUCGGGUCUGGUGCAGUUGCGGACGAAGCAACUACGUCGGAGAAACCGGAAGGCAGCUCCGAACGAGAAUGGCCGAACACGCUGCAGCGAUGUGGAGAAAUGACGCCAGCCCUCAAGUUGCGGCUCAUUCGACGAGAUCCGGCCACACAUUCAAAUUCGACGAGGCCGAAUUUUCUCAAGAGGUGACAACCGCGUGAGCCGGGAGCUACUGGAAUCAUGGUUUACUGGCCCCCAGUCCAUAAACAAGUGCAACGAUCUUUCCACUCCAUACUGCGUGCAAAAAUUUCGCCUAGGCGGAGUAACAAGCCAUGCGGGGAGGGCAGAGGUGAACACUUUUCCCAACACCGUGGUCGGUGCGUCAGAUGGUCGAGCAAUCAUCACGCUAACAUCCAACGCACGUGACGAAAUUGCAGCAAUUAUCGACUUGAAUGUCGGCCAUCAAGCAGUGAUCACACCAAGUGCCACGAUCUCGGAUGAAGGGGGGAGCCGUGAAUGUUCAUAGGUAUGCAGUAGCAUGGCUACUGCAUCCUAUAAAUACCGCAGCCCCUUGUGCAACAACCACCCGUUUCUGAUUUUUUGUUUCUGAUGAUGGAUUCGAGUAGGAAUCCGAAACGUCAGGCUAAUAAAGCUCUUGUCCGGGCGAUCGUGUCUCCUUCUUCAAGACUACUUCCUGGGAUUCGUCUCUUCGCUUCUAUUGUCAAUUUUCAGAGGGUUUUCAAACGGAAACUGCUCUCUGAAGCUUCGUCCAGUAUUUCUUAUACUCAGAGAUGUCAGCUGGCGAACAUUAAGUUUUUGUGGGUUAGAAGACUCGAAGCUGGCCUUUGCUUCCUUUUUCGCAUCAACUCUAGCUCCAGUCUUCCGCUCAUUGACACUCUCACUCCGAGAGAUCGGUCUUAUGCCACGCGCAACUCCUGCAUGGUGAUUCCACCGACUCUUUGUACUACAUCUAAGCGCUCCCUCUUCAUUGCUUCCAAAUAUGCCUUCGUUUGGAAUAAUCUUCCGCCUGAAAUUAGAUUAUCGCCUAAGUUAUUGGUAUUCAAGUCGAAAUUACGCAACCAUCUUACACCGGAAAGCAUAAAGGCACUGUUAACAGUCUCAUUCCCGAACACUCAGAUUCUUGACUUCGAAAAGGGUCCUCCUGGGAUUUAGUGGUAGAUUAAGUGGUAACUCUUAAUUAUGUCAUUAGAAACCCCUGUUUUGAAUUGGUUUCUAAAUCCACUGCUAUCACUCCUCCCCCAUAGCGAAAAUUUUCGCGGUUUUUGAUGUCAUCUCCCGCAUUCCGACCGCAUGCGGUCUGUCGACGCUCACGGCGGAACCCUCAGUAUUCACCGUCUACUAGUAGUUUGGUCGUACCUCCCUUCCCCACUGCUCGGCUGAGCUCGAAGCGUGCUGUGUCCAAUCGCAUCUGGGUUCCUCUCGUCUGGCCUCUUUGACGCGAAUAGUCUCAUGCGGCGUAUCAAUCCGGCCCAGACGAUCUUAAUUGUGAAUCCCGUAUACAAUGCCACAUGCAAGCCAGUCCUGUCUGACCCACAUUCGUACCCCUCAAGGCUGAGAUUUAUUGCUACCCUGACGAUGACCGACAACAUUCCGUUAUAUACCGCCACCUACAGGCCAGUCCUGCUCGCUUUUUUCUGACAUUAUUUUUAUUGAGGGGUUUUUUCUCCUGUAAAAUUAAUCCAAUCAUUUUUAACUUUCUGUACGGAGUUUUUUUUUCACCCCUCAAUCAUCAUGGUUCUCAAUGGACUACUAAUUCAGAAACAAUGAAUUGCAUUUUGUAAAGAUUCGGCCUACCUCGUCUAAAACUCGCAGGUAAAUUUAUGUUAACUUGCUUUGAUGGGACCCCGACGGGUCUUUAAUAAAAAAUUAUCUAUCUAUCUAUUAUUAUCUGCGGUAAACUGCCGCAGACCAAACCACAUCACCUCACAUCGCCCGCCAGUCUGUCGUCUGGUGCGAGGAUUCGGCGAGAGUACCGGCCCGAUCUCAUGAGCCCGUCUGCGCGUGCCAUGCACGACCUGCCGCCUACACCAGACCUUCAUACAAGUGGUGCUCCGCUCGGAGUUCACAUGCGUGGGAGUCUGUUUUGACAUAUCAAGAAGAAGCCGGUAAGCCAGACUCGCAAUCCGCGAGUCCACCACUGCACAUAAGCAUACACCGGACCGGUUGCGAUGUCCGAGUUGUAUCGUCACGUGACACCCCCACAAGCUUGGACGUUGAGCACGCCAUGAUUAUUUCAAGCACAUCGCAUUUAUUAUAGUGAGAAGUGCACUGAAAUAUCAUGGGGAUGGAAUCCCAGAGUGUGUCUUUCACUUCCCUCUCCCAUACACCAGUUGACUGUCCGAGUCUUUCAGCCAGUUAAUAAGGAGAUCGAGCGCAGCGGCUGACGGAGCUUAAACAGCCCGCUUGUGGGUGCCACAUGCGACCUAGCCUCCGAAAUAACACAUCAGGCUUUGACACAAAGGGGGUCAGCUGCUCGGAUCUUACAUGCGUUUAAGUACCAUAGUGGUCGCAUAGGGAGGGAGCUGAAGGACACUCUUCUCACUUAAGUAAGGGGUGCCUAUUCAAAGCCUGUGGUGAGUGGUAUAAGCGGGGUUCGUGUAUGAUGUAUGGGUUGGUGGGUCUGAACUCAGCCCACUGGGAAACACACGGCAAGCUUUGUCGGCAGCGGGGGUCGAACUAUCUGUGGGGUUGAUGUGAGGUGAUGGGGGUCUGGUCUGCGGCAGUUUACCGCAGAUUUUCAUGGAAGUGCUUUGUGGUUAACUAGGCCCAUGCAAUGAUUGAGCGCACGUGGGCAGUGCUGGCAGUUGAGGCGAGUGCGGAGGGUGUAGGUGCGAUUCUGGCACUGGUGUGCCGGCCACAAUGCGGUGAAUUUGCAAGUGACCAAUCAGGCCGUUACGCGAUACAAAGGCGCGAUCGCAAUGAGAACAGAUUGGGAGGGCGUCCUCAUUACUGGUGGUGAGACCAGUGUUUGGUGGGGGUCGGGGGUGAGAGGGGUAGUAUUCGCCAUCGCCAUCUUCGCGGGAUGUGUGGCAGUGAUAAUGGAGGUGGCAGUCCGCAUCGGCGGCGGGACUUCGAGAUUUUUCUCACUAGUUGUAGCGAUCGCCGUUGUGAGUGUCGUGAGUGUAGGGGCAGGGAUGACGUUGGAGGCGUUCGAGGAGACAGUAAGUGGAGUCGGCUUGUUGCAAUCGAGUUGGGUCCGAAGACGUCCGACGAGGCUGAUCUAUGCGCUGGAUGUCCGGUGACAGCAUGGACCUAUUGGAAGCGGCGGUGUUGGGAUUGAAGAUCCGCGGUACUUACAACUUGCGAACCGCUUUCUGGUUUUAGAAGCGGCAAGGCGAUUUACUUCGUAAACUUAACCAGCUUGGUUGAUCCUAGGCAAGACCGUUUCAGGUGUCUGGGUGGAUUUGAGCAUUCUUAACAGAGAUACAUAGGGUGCCCUUGUGCCGUUUUUGCCCUACUCAUCGAGCAUCCGCAGUGACGUAGCAGUAGAAGAGUCGUUUGUUGAACGUCAUGCCCAGUCAUGGCGUGGAUGCUGAAAAUUCCGCUUCGUUCCAGGACUUUCGUGUCCGGGAUCCUGUCCUGCCACCCCAACUUCAGAAUUCUGUGGAGCCACCUGCGAUGGAAGUGUUUGUGUUUUUGGUUUGAUUGGCGCAAACGGUUCAUUUUUCUGUCCCGUAAAUUAGUGCCGUCAGAACUAUCGUUCUGUACAUCUUGAUUUUGGUGUUCAGGCGAAGUCGUCAGCGAUUCCAGACUGAGGUUUAUCGCUAGCCAAAUGCGUGGCUGGCUUUUUUAAUCCUAUAGCCCACUUCAUCGUCUCGAGAUUCGACUGCCUAUGUAUGUAAAGUUUUCCACAGUGGCCUGCUGAGCUCCUUUUACUUUAAUGUGAGGUUCGCUGUAAUCAGUGUCCGAAUCCGGUUGAUUGGCUUGUUGAUGGUCAGUCCGAAGUUGGCGCUGUAGGAGGCAAAUAGGCGUAUGUUUCUUUGCAUGCCUGCUUCCGUCGGUCUUUUGAAUGCACAGUUAUCAGCGAAAAGUAGGUCGCGGGUUCUGGUAUGGGAUACUUUUAAGCGCGUUUGCAAGUGUCGUGCGUUGAGCAGUUGUCCGUCGAGGCAGUAGACGAUGUUGGUUUCUGGCCGCCCGUCCUGGUUGGCGUCCACUGGCAAAGCAGAGAACAUGGGGCUGAAAAGGGUGAGAGAGGAUGCAAAACUUUGCCUCGCUCCAUUGGUCACUGCACGUGCUUCUGAGACUGCUCCAUUGUCCGUGACUGAGUGAUCAUACCGCCGUGUAGUUGCUGUACCAUGGUGUAUGAGCAUGAUCCUCUAGAGUCCGUGAUGAUACACCGCGUCAAAGUCCAACGACAGGCCUAGUAGAGUGAUGCAGAGACUUAUCUGCACUUACUGGCAUCUUUCUCAUAGGUAACGCGCGGAAAAAUAUCAUGUCGGUGGUUCCACGGAAUCUUUGGACACCGUACUGGCUUCUCAGGAGCAGUCCGUCUUCCAAAUUGCCGUUGAGAGGAUUGAGGAAGAUACGAGCAGGUAUAUUUCCGGCAAUAUUGGGGAGGAAAUGCUUCUUUGAUUGUCAUUCUGUUGACGGUAGCCCUUCCGUUUUUAGAUGUCCACGAUGUUGGCGCCCUUAAAUUCCCUAUGGACUCAUUAUUGUAGCCACAUCUCCUGAAACAGCGGUGUGAGUUUGGCCAUCAGCCAAGUACCGCAGUUUAUAUCGAGCGCGGAUGGGAUGGCAUCGGAUCACUGUGGCUUUCGGCUAGAGAGCAGGUGCACGGCUCUGAUUGUUUCUAGAACGGAAGACGGGGGGUCCAAACCGCCGUUCGUUUCCAUCUGGGAGAAUCUGCUGACAGCAGCGUCGGAGAUCGUGGACGGUCGAUUGAAGGCGCAUCUGAAGUUUUCGUCCCGGUGCUUUUGAAUUAUGAUUUCUCCGUAAGAAUUAUUGGCCCCUCGAAACUGGACGAUAGCGCGGUUCCCCUGGUUUGGCAGCAAUUGACCACCCCGAUGGAGGCGAAGAAAUUCUCGGUUUCAUUGCGGCCCGCGUAUCCUUAAAUUUUCUCGGUCUUCAAUCCAUCCAGACGCCUUUCAUUUCUUGCAGUUGUUGUUGCGCCAAGCAGCGAAUCCGAAGUAGCCGUCCUGUUUGCGUUGGUUCCGCGACUGGCAUGGACGUUGUGGAGCCUAUUCUUCCCGGUGAGCAGAUUGCGGAUUUUUUGUCAUUGUCACCAAGCCAAUUUUGAUGUUAGCGACUUGAACGACCUGAGGACGGCCAGGGCGGUGAAGUAGAUGGCGUUCCGCAGUUGGCUCCGCUGGGUCUCUCCACGGUGGCUUUGUUGUCCGGAGCUUGCGGUUCUUCGAAAUCGAAGCGGUGAGCGGACAGAUUCAGCAGAACAGUACCUACUUCAUUUGAUUGUCGUUUACGCUUUAUUAUCUUGGGAGAUUGCGCUCGAAUCCUUAUCUUGGAGCUUACGAGGUGGUGAUCCACUCAGUAAUCGGCGUCGCAGACCACCUUUGUCAGCAGCACGUCCUCUCGAUCUCGCCUUAAGACGAGAACAUAAUUUUGCAACUGUCAGCGCUGCGAUCGGAGCUGCAUUUUCGUUCUUUACUCUCGCUUGCGAAGGCGGAAAAACGUGUUGGUCAGGAGGAAACGGUACUCUGCGCAGAUUUCCAAAAGGAGGAGACCGUUUUCGUUGCGGCCGCCAAUUUCGCGGAGGCCCAGCUUUUCCUUCCAGGCAGCGUGGUCUGUCCCGUCGCAGACAUGGAAGUCCCCGAGGACAAUUAG
Spirometra erinaceieuropaei is the source of this 9746-nucleotide messenger RNA. Lineage: Eukaryota; Metazoa; Platyhelminthes; Cestoda; Diphyllobothriidea; Diphyllobothriidae. The record is from the annotation of a GenBank genome assembly.